UAUGGAGAAAAUAACUUCAAACAUGACUUCGUUUCAUUUUGUCCAACUUCGGGGAAAGUCAGAACUUCCAGUGUUAGUGAAGCUCUUCUAAAGGCUCUCGGGAAGGCAAGAGGGUGAGCCGCUCGUCCGGAAGCCGGCAGGGGGCAGGCUAGUCCAGCAGGGCCUGUGACCACUAUCCUGUUCCCUCCCUUUCCGGCCUGGGGCGCGUAGCUGUUGCCAUAGAGACGGAGCUUGGUUGGCAACCGUCACUAGGGUUUGUGGAGUGAAGACGCUGAGCCGCUUGGGAUUUUGAGGAACGAAGUGGGCGCGCCCCUAGGAAACUACAGAAAGAUGUCAGACGCGGAAGAAAGUGUAGAAACAGAAAAAGAAGAGGAGGAAGAUAAUCCAAGUCAUGAAGAAGAAAGCCUGCAGCCAAGCCUGACUGGAGACACGUUAUCAUGGGGGGAGUCUCAGGAGGUGGAGGAGAAAUGGGUGGAGGAAGAGGAACAGAUAGAAGGAGAGGAAGCAAGAGGACAGGAAGAGAAAGGGGAGGAAGAAGGAGUGAGAGGGGAGGAAGAGAGAGGAAAAGAAGAGGAAAUGAGAGGUGAGGAAGAGGAAAUGAGAGAGGAGGAAGAGGAAUUGGGAGAGGAAGAAGAGGAUUUGAGAGGUAAGGAAGAUGAAAUGAGAGAGGAAGAAGAGGAAGUGAGUGGUGAGGAACAGGAAAUGAGAGGUGAGGAAGAGGAAAUGAGAGAGGAAGAAGAGGAUUUGAGGGAGGAAGAAGUGAGAGGUGAGGAAGAGGAAAUGAGAGAGGAAGAAGAGGAAGUGAGAGGUGAGGAAGAAGAAAUAGGAGAGGAAAAAGAGGAUUUGAGAGAGGAAGAAGAUUUGAGAGAGGAAGAAGUGAGAGGUGAGGAAGAGGAAAUGAGAGAGGAAGAAAUGGAAAUGAGAGGUGAGGAAGAGGAAAUGAGAGGUGAGGAAGAGGAAGUGAGAGGUAAGGAAGAGGAAAUGAGAGAGGAGGAAGAGGAAGUGAGAGGUAGGGAAGAGGAAAUGAGAGAGGAGGAAGAGGAAGUGGGUGAGGAAGAGGAAAAGAGAUGGGAGGAAAAGGAGAAAGGUGAAGAGGAAAAAGGUAAGGGAAUAGGAGUUGAAAAAGUGGAAAGUAAGGAAAAUGGAGGUGAGGAGGAAGACAAGGAGAGGGGAGAGGAGGAGCAUAAGGGGGAAGGGCAGGAAGGAAAAGAGGAGGGGAAAGAGAGGAGUGGAAAGGGAGAAGAAGAGGGAGGUACUGUCAUAAAAGAAACCGAGAAACAAAUUGGAAGCGCUGAGGACGAAGGAGCAAAGAAACCCCCAAAGCGACUCAUCUUAGAUGAUAUCGUCAUCAGUUCUGAGUCAUCCACGUCAGCAUCGUCCCUGAUUAUAACCUCGGGAAGUAGCAAGUCGUCUUCACACUCCCAGAGUCCUGAAGUGAGCCAGAUCUUCAGAGAUAGAAGUACAAAAGAUGAAAUCACUGAGGCAGCUGCUGUAGAGUCUGAGGAGGUACAGAUCCAUUCUCGCGGGAGGAGGUCAUCGAAGGGAGUUAAGAAGGAAACUGGCCAGGAGGCCGAUGUUUCAGCCCAAGGAUGGAGAGACCAGGAAGGUGCUGAAGCAGCACGGGAGAAAGCGGAAUCCGGAGAACUGGCCUUCCUCCUCACAGAGGAAGAACGACAAAAAUUAUCCCAGCUCAAAUCAGGGGGUCCCGAGGAGUCAAUGGUGGCCACCUCCACAGAGGACACCUUGUUCCAGAAGGAGGAGGCCUCCAAGGUGUAUCCUUUGACCAUGACCUGGUCCUUUGGAUGGAACAGUUUCCUCCCUGUCUACUACCUCCGGGAGAACCAGAGAGUCAUUCUCUACGUCUGUGCGCACACUGCUGUCAUCUACAAUGUCUUCAGGAACACCCAGUACCACCUUCAGGGCCACCCUAAUAUCAUCUCCUGCCUCUGUGUCAGUGAAGACAGGCGCUGGAUUGCCACAGCAGACAAAGGGCCAGACUGCCUCAUAAUUAUAUGGGACUCCUUCACAGGAAUCCCAGUGCACACCAUAUUUGACAGCUGUCCAGAAGGUAAUGGCAUAAGGUCGAUAGCCAUCACCCAUGACGCCAAGCUUCUGGCUACCAUCUCUGAUGCUGAAAUCCAGAAAGUGUGCAUCUGGAAGUGGACCUUGGCAGUGGAGACGCCUGCAUGCACCCUUGAGCUUCCCAAAGAGUAUGGUUUCCAGAACUACCUCACCUUCAACCCAGCGAGCAAUAGGGAGCUGGUGAGCAACAGCAAGACGCAGGCCGUCUAUUACUCCUGGCUUGAAGAGAAGGGUAUACUUGCUCACAGUGCCCCGAUUUUAACAGAAAAAACGUUCAACAAACUCGUAGGAAAAUUCAGCCAGUCUAUCUUUCACUUGAAGUUAGCACAAAUACUUUCGGCCACGAAGGAAGGGAAGCUUGUUGUCUGGGAUAUCCACAACCGCUCUUCGUCCUCCGCGUCGGCCUUUCCCUUCAUCAAGCCUCGCAAAUUGGUCCAUUUACAGAAGGAAGGCAUCACCGUCCUCACCACAGUCGACAACUACAUUGUCACAGGUGACGUAAAGGGCAGUAUUAAGUUCUACGAUCACACCCUGUCUGUUGUCAACUGGUACAGUAACUUCAAACUAGGUGCCAUAAGGACGCUGUCCUUUUCCAAGAGCCCAGUCAGUCCACCUACAGAGAAAUCCAACUUCCCCACAGACUGCACGUUAAAAGGUGACCUUUUCGUCGUCAGGAAUUUUAUUAUUGGAACGUUUGAUGCUACCGUGUACCACAUGACGACAGAUGGCACCAAACUUGAGAAGCUCUUUGUGGAGCCCAGGGAUGCCGUUUAUGCCAUCUCCUGCCACCCGUACCAACCCCUCAUCGCAGUUGGGAGUGUCUGCGGGAUGAUCAAGGUGUGGGACUACGAGAAGAAGGUGUAUCUGUUCAGCAGGACCUUCGAGAAGGGGCUUGGAGUCCAGAGUCUGAGCUACAACCCCGAAGGAGCCCUGCUUGGAGCUGGAUUCACAGAGGGGACGGUUUAUAUUCUUGACGCGAUGUCUUUAGAGAAUGAAAGUCCAGAGCCCUUCAGAUACUCCAGAGCUAGUGUGUCGCACGUCAGCUUCUCCCAUGAUUCCAAUUACAUGGCUACUGCUGAUGUCAGUUUCACCGUGGCUGUGUAUAUGGUGGUGGUCAAAAACGGACAAAGGGUCUGGGAAUACCUGGCGAGACUCCGUUCCCAUCAUAACAGCAUCCGAAGCCUCCUGUUCGGGGUUCAUCUGGACAGCAAUGAGCCCAGGCUGCUAAGCCUCGGGAAAGACAGGUUCCUGAUAGAGUACAAUCUCAUCAAGAGCUACAAAGACCACCUGAUAGUCCUGGACAUCCACCGGACAGACCAGGGGAGCUACCCCACCUGCAUGAUCUGGUACCCGCCGCUCACCAAGGAGCUCUUUCUUCUCAUCUGCAACAGCUGCUACAAAGUGAAGCUUUUCAACUCCACCACGAAGAUGUGCAGAAAGACACUUCUUGGACCGGCUUAUGGGUCGCCUAUUGAGCACACACAGGUGCUCCCCGUUAGAUCCACAUUAGAGCUGCAGAAGCGUUACCUGGUGUUCAUCAACAAAGACAAGGUCGGACUCCAGAUCUUGCCAGUUGACGGAAACCCACACAAAACAUGCGCUAUCAUUUGCCACCCAAGCGGGGUGGCUGGAAUGGCCCUUUCCUACGAUGGCCGCUAUGCCUUCACAGCCGGAGGCCAAGAUUGCUCAGUGGUUCAGUGGGAAAUCAACUUAAGUGCCCUGGAGGCGGCCGUUUCUCUUGGGGGUGAAGACUUGACCCCAUUCUACGGUCUGGUGGCUGGUGGCAGAGAAGGAAAAUUCUACAGGGAGCUGGAGGACUACUUCUACUAUUCUCAGAUUCGCAGUCAAGGCAUCGAUACGAUGGAGACCAGGCAGGUGUCAGAACAUAUCUGCCUGUCGGAGCUCCCUUUUGUCAUGAGAGCGAUCGGUUUUUACCCGUCAGAGGAGAAGAUUGAGGACAUGUUUAAUGAGAUCAAGUUUAGCGAAUAUGUGGACACUGGGAAGCUGAUCGACAAAAUCAACUUGCCGGAUUUCUUCAAGGUUUAUCUUAAUCAUAGGCCGCCUUUCGGUAACACCAUGGCCGGCAUCCAGGAGAGCUUUAACGUGCUGGGUUUCACCAAUUCCCAAGGGAAAAAGGCUAUUCGGAGAGAGGACUUCCUGAACUUGCUCCUCACUAAAGGCGAGCACAUGACAGAGGAGGAGAUGUAUGACUGCUUUGCGACGCUGUUUGGUCUGAAUCCUGAGGGGUGGAAAUCCGAACCUGCAGCCACCUCCACCAGAGAGUCAGAAAUCUGCCUAGAAGAAGAACUUCCAGACGAAAUCACCGCAGAAAUAUUCGCAACUGAAAUUCUUGGCUUAGCCAUUUCCGACAGUUCCGGACAGUUGGAUCAGUGAAGUCCCUGGGAAUGCUGGCAGCACAAAGCACUCCGUGUGCUUGCACACGCAUGUGUGCCUUUUCCAAGGGGUGUUCCUUUUCUGUACACGCCUGCCCCACCCUAAUCUUCAGAGCACUUAGACAUUAAAAGCCACUUUCUCUUA
Messenger RNA from Myodes glareolus (Bank vole), 4620 nucleotides. It is a transcript of the gene Cfap251, whose product is annotated as cilia and flagella associated protein 251. Gene Ontology annotation, cellular component: sperm flagellum. Gene Ontology annotation, molecular function: protein binding. The record is from RefSeq and is a predicted model, not a curated record. NCBI's taxonomy places the organism in Eukaryota, Metazoa, Chordata, Mammalia, Rodentia, Cricetidae.